CUUCCCAGUCGGACGUAAUCUGCCGGGAAAGAGGAGACCCUGGAGGAUUCGGAGACCGCGCGUGGACCGGAGGGUCUGGAGAACGAUGAGGAUGAAGAGGAGACGCUGCCGCAUUCCGAGGCUGUGGACGUGUUCCAGGAGGGUCUCGCCAUGGUAGUGCAAGACCCACUUCUCUGUGACCUACCGAUCCAGGUUACUUUGGAAGAGGUCAACUCCCAGAUAGCACUAGAAUAUGGCCAAGCAAUGACAGUCCGGGUAUGCAAGAUGGAUGGAGAAGUAAUGCCUGUGGUUGUAGUGCAGAAUGCCACAGUUCUGGACUUGAAGAAGGCCAUUCAAAGAUAUGUGCAACUCAAGCAGGAGCGUGAAGGGGGCAUUCAGCACAUAAGCUGGUCCUAUGUGUGGAGGACAUACCAUCUGAUCUCUGCAGGAGAGAAACUCACAGAGGACCGGAAAAAGCUCCGAGAGUCCUUCACAAGCCUCAGGUUGGGGAAUCAAAAUCCUUCUGUGGGUCAGACUUUACCCUUUUUAAAAAUUUUUCCCAGUUAUGGUAUCCGGAAUCGGGAUGAGGUAUCCUUCAUCAAAAAGCUGAGGCAAAAGUGAACCUCAGUCAAGGGCAACUUUAUUCGUGAUGGUGGAGCUUUUCCCAGCAAGAUGGAUUCCCUCCGGUCAUUGUCCUCAUAAAGUGUCAAGAUGACUGCACUCACAGUGUGCCUAGUGGAUGCAGCUGUCAGCAUGAAUCCCGGGUUGGCUGUUUUUGCUUUCCUAUGAACUUGACCUGACUUCUUCCUGGAUUUAAAAACUGGUUACAGGGCUGGGGGCCUGGCCUUAUGUAUCAUAAAAACCUAUUUGCUUCAGAUUUUUAAGUCAGAAAGCCACAGUACCCUCUGUGGGAGGGUGUGGAUUUGCCUCAUCACAGAGGGCAAGUUAUGGCAGAGAGCUGGUACGGGUGAGUCUUAAAGUCUAAGAGACCAUACCUGAGUCCUGUGACCACACCACAUGCCUAUUACCAUGAUCUCCACAGCAACGAUUUGUAAAUAAAAGCUAAGCAACUGUUUCCUGUUCACGCGUGUGAGAAAACAAGAGCCUAUAUCCCAGAGCCUGCAUGGGCAGUGAGCAUGUGACUUAGAUAUACCUUGGCCUCAGCUCCCUACAGCAACACUUUAUCCAGCUCAUUGGAAAGGGAAGUAGCAUAGGGAGGAAACAGGAGCUGCUGGGGAUAGAGGUGGGGCGUUUCCCACUAUGAGCAUGGGAAACAGUGGCAGUACCUCUGUAGGUCCAUGUCCCAGCACUGGCUUACUGGCCCCUCCAAGAAAUGGGGGGCAAGGUACACCUACAUAACUGCAGGCCUUUAGAGAUA
Messenger RNA from Octodon degus (degu), 1357 nucleotides. RefSeq names its product small nuclear ribonucleoprotein U11/U12 subunit 25 (gene Snrnp25). Gene Ontology annotation, biological process: mRNA splicing, via spliceosome. The transcript has 5 exons. Gene Ontology annotation, cellular component: U12-type spliceosomal complex. NCBI's taxonomy places the organism in Eukaryota, Metazoa, Chordata, Mammalia, Rodentia, Octodontidae. Bases 151 to 600 code for a protein of 149 amino acids. The record is from RefSeq and is a predicted model, not a curated record.